AUGGAGAACAACCCCCAACUACCACCACCACAAUCCGCCACAUAUCCACCGCAACCACCACCGCCACAGUCCACCACAUAUCCACCGCAAGCACCACCGCCUCAGUCCGCCACAUAUCCACCGCAACCACCGUACCACCACCUCCAACAACAACAGCAACUCCAACAGUUUUGGACCUACCAACGCCAAGAGAUCGAACAAGCCAACGACUUCAAGAACCACCACCUCCCCUUAGCCCGCAUCAAGAAGAUCAUGAAAGCCGACGAAGACGUCCGUAUGAUCUCCGCCGAGGCACCCAUCGUAUUCGCCAAAGCCUGCGAGCUCUUCAUCCUCGAACUCACAAUCCGUUCAUGGCUUCAUGCCGAGGAGAACAAGCGACGAACGCUUCAGAAGAACGAUAUCGCCGCCGCGAUUACGAGGACCGAUAUAUUUGAUUUUCUGGUGGACAUUGUGCCGAGGGAUGAGAUCAGGGAUGAGGCGGGGCUUGGAGGGUUGGUGGGUCCCACUGCCAGUGGGGUUCCUUUCUAUUAUCCUCCGGCGAGUGUUAUGAUGGGAAGGCCGGCGGUGGCCGGUGUCGAUCCGGGGGUUUACAUGCAGCCGCCGCCGUCGCAGGCGUGGCAGUCAGUGUGGCAGACGGCUGAGGAUGGGUCGUACGGCAAUGGAGGCGGCAGUGGGCAGGAUAACCUCGAUGGACAAGGUUGAACAAUUCAUUUGCAGAUUGAAGCUGAGUAGCACAAUAGAACCUACUGAGCUUGCUGUUGCUGCAAGGAAUUUUGCUUACUUUUAAAUGUCAAUUGCGCCCAACGGCUAUUACCUGUGGACUGGCGUUUACUGUAAUAACUUUUUGCUGUUAGAAACCUAUAUGAAAACUGUGCAGUUAUAAAGUGCUUCUAAGAUAUGUCUAAUUAAUGCAGUUCCAAAAUAGUCCCAUAUGUUGCUGAGCGGAAGGAUUCUCAUAGAAAUUGUUAAUGGUAUUGUUCAUUUAAUUGUUGAUCAUCUUGGGGUUUAUGAAUAUCUGCUUUCAAAGAACUUUUCUGGAGACUGCAAUUGAUAUGCCUGAUGAAAGCACUUAAUCCAGCAGCCUCUAUAGCCUAGAGCAUCAAAACUUCGUAUCGUGAAAUCUAUGUAUAUGUAAACCAAUUGCAGACGAACAUGCACACAUGCUGUAGCAGGUGACGAUGGUGCAAGGGGAGUUUAAAUUUUGAAGAAGAUAUCUAUGGGGGGACUUAGAGUAUGUUUAAGAUCACCAGGUUUGUGUUCUUUUAAGGAACUUAUUUGAUGUAUUCUAUUAUCCAGAUGACUUUUGUAGAGUG
Messenger RNA from Ilex paraguariensis (yerba mate), 1313 nucleotides. Lineage: Eukaryota; Viridiplantae; Streptophyta; Magnoliopsida; Aquifoliales; Aquifoliaceae. The record is from the annotation of a GenBank genome assembly.